AUAUAAAAUGAAUAAAAAUCAUUUUCUAAAGUAUUUUCAUUUUAAUAAAAUUUUACUUCAUUUCUGCGGUGUUCUUCCCAUAGAAACAUGGGGUUCUAUAACCAAUGCAUUUUCAAUUGCAUUGCCAUUUUGUGCUACUGGUUUUUUAAUUCUUCCAUUUUUUUAUACUUUUAUAUUUCGUAAUAUAGAUUUUGAAACUGCUGUAGACAUUUUUGCUUUACUGUUGGAAGGAAUUGCUGCAACUUUUAAAGUAAUAUUAUUAUUGAGAAAGAGGAAACAAUUAAAAAACCUAGUUUUUCUCUGCAAUGGUUUAUGGGAAAAUGUGAAAAAUGAACAAGAAGCUGAAGUAACGAAACAUUAUGCAAUAAGAGGGAUGUAUUUCACCUAUGGUUUUUUCGUUAAUAUUCUAGUUGCGUUAAUAAAUGUUCUCGUUCAACCAGCCUUUGAUAAAUUUGUUACAAAUUCAAAUGGCACAAUGCUGUCCAGCAAGACACUUCCAUUCGCCUCAGGUUUAUUUCAUGAAAAUGUACAAAUUUUCAAUAUUUGGUAUUUAAUGCAAAUUCCAGCUGGAAUCGUUGCACUUGUACUGAUAGUGGGAAUAGAUACUGCUGUCGUAGUUUUUAUCUUACAUGCCUGUGCUCACUUUAAUUUACUACAAUAUCGAUUGUUGAAACUUAAGCAGUUAUGCGAAAUGUAUCAAAAAGAAGCAAAGGACACUUUUCAAGAAAUUGUAACAAUCGUUCAAUAUCACCAAGAUAUUUUAGAGUAUUCGGAAGCUGUAGAGGAUGUAUUCAAUCCUGUGGUUCUUUUACAAACUGUCAUAAGUAUAGUUGCCAUUUGCAUUUUUGGAAUCAAUUGUAUGUUGAAAGAUGAAGAUAUUUUGAAUCAAGUUUUACACGUUGUGGGUGGAAUUCUGCAACUCUUGAUGUUUUGUUGGCCCCCUAAUAAUCUUCAGACUGAAAGCUAUAAUAUUGGUAUGAAAACUUACGAUCUACCUUGGUAUAAUUGGCCGAAACAGGAAAAAAAAUUGGUGGAGAUAAUGAUCUUUAGAUCCCAAAAAUUUGCAUUUCUGUCAGCUGGUAAAUUUACCUCCAUGUCUCUGCGAACAUUUACUUCUAUUCUUUCAUCAGCAUACUCAUUCUUCACUCUUCUAAGAAGGAUUUUAUAAACUUUUAAAUUUUAACUAAUUAAAAU
Leptopilina boulardi is the source of this 1194-nucleotide messenger RNA. RefSeq names its product odorant receptor 13a-like. Gene Ontology annotation, molecular function: olfactory receptor activity; odorant binding. The transcript has 6 exons. Gene Ontology annotation, biological process: sensory perception of smell; detection of chemical stimulus involved in sensory perception of smell. Lineage: Eukaryota; Metazoa; Arthropoda; Insecta; Hymenoptera; Figitidae. The coding region runs from base 8 to 1168 and encodes 386 amino acids. The record is from RefSeq and is a predicted model, not a curated record. Gene Ontology annotation, cellular component: plasma membrane.